Sesamum indicum (sesame) is the source of this 1259-nucleotide messenger RNA. RefSeq names its product ferritin-2, chloroplastic. Gene Ontology annotation, biological process: iron ion transport; intracellular iron ion homeostasis. NCBI's taxonomy places the organism in Eukaryota, Viridiplantae, Streptophyta, Magnoliopsida, Lamiales, Pedaliaceae. The record is from RefSeq and is a predicted model, not a curated record. Gene Ontology annotation, cellular component: cytoplasm. Gene Ontology annotation, molecular function: ferric iron binding; ferrous iron binding.
GCCCCUCACACACACAGAGUUCUAUUCCACCACCAUUUCCUUCUUUCCAUCAAUUUCUACACACAGAUCUCUCUGCAUUUCAACUCCACAUACACAGUUAAAAAAGGGUUUGAAAAUGCUUCUGAAAUCUGCGCCGACUUUGGGUUUGUUGAACUUCCAUGGCGAAAAUCUGAGCUCUUUGUUUUCCUCUGCCUCGUCUUCUUCCUUUAAGAGUUUUUUGGGCAGGAAGGGGAAUGGGUGUGUCGUGUGUGUGGCUAAACACACCAACAGCAAGCCCUUGACCGGCGUUGUUUUCGAGCCCUUCGAAGAAGUGAAGAAGGAGCUCAUGCUUGUGCCCACCGUCCCUCAGGAUUCGCUUGCUCGCCAGAAGUACAGCGAUGAGUGUGAAGUCGCUCUUAACGAACAAAUCAAUGUGGAGUACAAUGUGUCGUAUGUCUACCAUGCCAUGUUUGCCUAUUUUGACAGAGACAACGUUGCACUCAAGGGGCUUGCUAAGUUUUUCAAGGAAUCAAGUCUAGAAGAAAGGGAACAUGCUGAAAAAUUGAUGGUUUACCAGAACAAGCGUGGUGGAAAAGUGAAGUUGCAGUCUAUCUUGAUGCCCCUGUCGGAGUUUGAGCAUGCCGAAAAGGGAGAUGCACUACACGCUAUGGAGCUUGCAUUGUCUUUAGAGAAGUUGACGAAUGAGAAGCUUCUAAACCUUCAUGCUGUAGCCUCCAGAAACAAUGAUGCGCAGUUGACUGAUUUUAUUGAGAGCGAGUAUUUGGCUGAGCAGGUGGAAUCUAUCAAGAAGAUAUCAGAAUAUGUUGCGCAGCUGAGAAGAGUUGGUAAAGGUCAUGGUGUUUGGCAUUUCGAUCAGAUGCUGCUUGAUGAAGCUGUUGCUUGAACGGGAGCUCAAGCUCUUUGCCCCCUCAAAGUGCUUUCUGCUAGUGCAUGACAUUUUGCAUUGUAAUCUUAGAUAGAAACGGUGUUGGCAUUAGAUGGAAGUUGCAUAUGAGUCUUGUUUUAGUGGUUUGCAGGAACUUUAGUUCAAGUAUCCCGAAUUCCCGGUAGAACAUGAGUAAAUUUUAUCUUCGACCGAUUGCAGUUUGGAUCUGUUGGGUUGCAUCUGAUUUUUAUGCUUGCUGAGUCCCACCCUUUUAUUUUUCGCUUUGGUCUCUUGGACACUGUUUGUUCUUGUAUUGCCGAUUGCUGAUAGUGAGGAGAGGAGGGGACAGGCAAGCUAUAUUGCUUGCAAUCGCUCGCUACUUUUUAUUUAGAAA